Molecule: messenger RNA, 318 nt
Organism: Entamoeba histolytica HM-1:IMSS
Lineage: Eukaryota; Evosea; Mastigamoebida; Endamoebidae
Exons: 1
Coding region: 1-318 (105 amino acids)
Source: RefSeq, a predicted model, not a curated record
AUGGAAGAAAUGGGAAUUGAUCAAAAUGUGAAUGAAAUCUUGAGAUUAUUUGAAGAAGAGUUAUUAGAUAGUUCAUUAAAAGAUUUUAGAGAUGUAAUUGAUGGAGACCUCACAAUUAAAGAACUUGAAGAUAUAGUUAAACAAGGAAUUACUGAAGAAAUUCCUACAGUCAUAGAUGCUGCAAAACAAUUAACUGAAAGUAAUUUUGAAAAAGGUGAUUUACUAAGAGAGGCUCAUAUCAUUGGACAGCAGUAUCAAUUCUUACAACAAGAAUUAAAAUAUUAUAAAGAAUUAUUAAAUGAACCAACCAAUAAAUAG